AUGGAAGCGUGCUUAGAGGCUCUCAAUUCACAAUCAAAAGCAUCUAUAGAUAGCAUAGCUGGCUCCAGACAGACGAGCCAAGACGAUCUCCUGAUUUGUAUCAGCGACAUUUUCAAAAACCUACAGUCCUUUUCAGGAUCGUCUUUUGAUAAAAUUUUUUCAUAAAUAAAAAUGGCAUUCGGUUCGAGUGAAAUUAGCUCCGCUAAUUUUCUCUCCCUCAAGCAAAUUUUAUUUAUGGGUUUGGGUUUUACCUCGAGAACUUCUGCACAGCAACAGCGGCUUAACUCUGAGGAUAGCCAAAGGAACUGCUCCUCAGUGCACUCAAGAGGCUCAGGUCUUUACCCCUCAGCACACCCGAAGAAGGCGAUCCUUAGGCGGAAAACGCGCUGGAGCUGAGUCGUAUAAAGCCGUGGCGGCAGCGAAGCCUGUCGAGGCUGAAACGCUGUAUUUCCCGUGCCUUGGCGAAUCAAAGUGGAUCGAUCCAGAGGUCCAUGGGCACGACAUAUGGACAAAUAUGGUGGCAGCUCUGGACAAGGCUACCCCGUAGUGGACGUAAAAUGUUAUAAAUUAUUUAAGAUUAAGAUUAAGAUAAAAUUUUUUCACGAUUAGCAUGAAUGCAAAAUUCGACCGUUUUGAAGAACCCUUUUAUUGAAAAAGCCUUAAAUUUAGGGAUGAUAAGUAUAGUUCUCUGCGAAGUGGUAGGCCUUAUUCCUAUGGCUGGGAAUGACACUAUAGAAAAAUUGCAAAAUGAUGUAUUAAAGCAUUUCCAAAUAAUUGCUUUAACGCUGCAAAAUUCAAGCAAACAGAAGCAGCAACAAUUACUUAGAAAGCUCCUUCAAAGCAUUGAAGGCUUUUUAGGGAAUUUGAGGAUUUACUUGGGGCUUUGCGCCAGUGCUUGUAGAAAUUUGUCGCCUGGCGUAGUUCUCACCAUUUUUACUGUGAUAGAAAUGUUAAGCAUUUUCCAGCAAAUUCCUUUUGAGCUGGCAUAUAUUGGAAUCGCGAAUUUAAGAAAAGAAGCGCAGAUUUUGACGAAAAUUUGCUUUUUCCCAUCUGUUCAAUCUUUUUUUACAUUCCGACAGGCCCCAUUUCUGCCCGCUUAUUCUCAUAAGACUAUGACAUUGGUGCUCGAUUUAGACGAAACAUUAGGCCAUACAGAGAAUGGAAUAUUUUAUAAACGACCUGGCGUUGAAGAAUUCAUUUCAGAGCUUGACAAAUUUUAUGAACUAGUGCUAUUCACAGCAAGCUCACAAGAUUACGCAGAUUCCGCGAUCAAACAAAUCGACCCUUCAAAUAAAAUCAAGCUAAGGCUGUACAGGCAGCAUACAGGGGCUUUCAACAGCCCUUAUGUAAAAAACUUGGAAUUACUGGGCAGAGAUCUAUCAAAAGUCAUUAUUAUUGAUGACUGGCCCACAUCGUUCAGUAUGCAUCCAAAUAAUGGAAUUUUAAUCAGUCCCUUUACUGGGGACGAGUCAGACAAUGAGCUGAAAAAACUACUGCCGGUUUUGGUCAACUUGGCAGUCAGUGAUGUGGAGGAUGUAAGGGAAGCAUUAAAAUGUCAUAUAAAAUUGUAA
Blepharisma stoltei is the source of this 1571-nucleotide messenger RNA. NCBI's taxonomy places the organism in Eukaryota, Ciliophora, Heterotrichea, Heterotrichida, Blepharismidae. The record is from the annotation of a GenBank genome assembly.